Molecule: messenger RNA, 2029 nt
Organism: Coccinella septempunctata (seven-spotted ladybird)
Lineage: Eukaryota; Metazoa; Arthropoda; Insecta; Coleoptera; Coccinellidae
Exons: 17
Coding region: 120-2015 (631 amino acids)
Source: RefSeq, a predicted model, not a curated record
AAUCUCAUCUUGACUUCUCAACUUCAAAUUUAUGUCACUGUUAUAAAUUUGUUCGAUAUUGUACCUGUUCCCCCUCCGUAACAAAUUUCAGUGUGUUGUUGUAUCAUUUUUCAGGAAAUAUGAAUCUUUUCGAUUGUCAGUUACAGUCUAACCCAUCAGUGAAUCAUUCCUAUCCAGGGCACCAAGCGAAUUUCGAACAUCUGGAAGUGUCCAAUCCACAUACAGAUUCAGUGAACGAUUCUUCGGGUUCAACACCGGAAGUUACUACGUCGCCAUUUGUCACAAGCAGUGUGCAGAAAAAUCCCGAAAAAGGUUUGCAGAGAGCUAUUUACAAGGGCCCAGAUGUGUUCGGUAAAGUCCUGGGACCAACGGCGGACGAGUCCAUAUUGGUCGGUCUACAGGCGUUGAUAGAAAUGGCUGGCACCCUAGAAUUCACCAGUUUCACCCCUGACCCCAGCGUCCAUGAAACUCCUUUCGAAAGCAUCGUCAAGGAAAGUAGAGAAGCUUCGGAACCAAUCAGCCAAAGCACAGCUUCUUGUCAGUAUGGUGGAAUGGAAAAGAAUAACGUAGCUCCACCUGAGGUCUUUCCAGAAGAACUCAAGCCUGAGGUAAUGAGCGAAGUAAGAAAGAAACCUUGUAAAUACAUCAUUACUCAAGAAAAUAUAGCAGCCUCCAUGAAUGGGAGGAGGAGCAAAUGUCAACACAGCCAAACGAGGGUCUUACCAUCGUCUAUGACCAGCUACAAUCCUGACAGAGCUGACUACCCAGGUGAUCGAUCCAGUGUAAACUUGCCCUGUCACAGCUUUGAACCGCCAAAGUUUCAGUCGCCGAUGAAAUGCCAGUUACGAACAGUAAGCCCACCAGCCAGACGUCCAAGACAACUUUCACCCCCAGGAUCCGGCACCACUACGACAGACUGCCCUUGUUCGCAAUUCUACCACCAAAUGACCACAAUUUCUGUCCUUGGAAAUUCCCCUGGAGAUGCACCAUCAUGUCUGCCUUGUCCUCAGAAAAGAACACAAUGUGAACUUAUCGAGCAGCCAACUAUAAUUUUUCCCAACACCGUGGACCCCAGCGUGGUUACAGCGACAGGUUUCCGAGAGAAGAAAUCGUUAGCUUCUGAACCCACGAAGGAAACAAUCAGCACCUUCAUACAAACCAUCCCCAUACCAAGGCCGAAGAUGAGCAACGCAGAGGUAGAGACAGAGUCGACGGUAACGCAAAAGAAGUCUUCGGUCGCUUGCGAUUGCAAUUUCUGCAUACCAAUCUCGGCGGGUGUUUCCAAACCGCCAUCCAGGGUAUCGAAUGUUUGCAAGGUCGGAAGCAGCGUCAGGUUCGCUGAUGAGGCAUGCACAGAAUGCAUGUGCUCUGCCUGCUGCGUACCCAGGGAAAAGGUUGCGGAAAAGGCGAAGGAGAGGAAGGAUUCUCCGGUCAGGAGGAAUAAAUCGUGUACUUGUUCCCUGAUACCGAAAGGCGUAAGAGUUGCCGAUGCAGCCAUAAGUUGUUUGAAAGUCAACACUUCAUGUCAGUAUUGUAAAUCCGAAAUAACAACAAUUGAAUCUAGAUCCACUCAGUGUGGAAAGCAAAAUCGUAGACGUGACUCAUGCAUACAGAUCUGCUCAGAAUCUGGUGACUGCCGACCACAAAGAAAAAAGAGCGUCAGAAUACUGGGAGGUCCAUAUGAAUGUAGGGAUUUCUCUGAAACGAGAUACUGCAUGGAACCUGAGAAGAGUAUUAGCAGAUCUGUUCUUCCUCUUUUAGAUUGCAAUGAUGAAAUAUCGAAAUUGUGUUUUGAGAAACCAGCCAGAGUUUGCCUUGAAAUGGGAGAUUCCUACAUCCCUCCACCAAUGGAAGUACGUUACGCUAUAACCAAAAUCACAAAAUUUCGAGAUUUUUCCACGUUCGAAGUCAUGAAGUCCACUAGUAAGAAACCAAAGUGUAUUCCGAAAGCUGUCGAAGGAGUGUUUGUAUUAAAAAAAGAAGAAAACUAUUGUUCGUCCAAAACGUACGAAUAAAUCAAAAAACCUUA